Molecule: messenger RNA, 314 nt
Organism: Funneliformis caledonium
Lineage: Eukaryota; Fungi; Glomeromycota; Glomeromycetes; Glomerales; Glomeraceae
Source: the annotation of a GenBank genome assembly
AUUUAGAAAGAUCAAGUCGGAAAACAUGUGAUUUUUGUUCUAAUUGUUAUGGAGAGAAUAAUAAAUCUGUUAACCAAAUAGUAGCUCGUGUUAAGGUAAAUGGUAAAUAUGUUGCAGAUGAUGUAGUGUGUGAAAAUUGUAAAGAGAAAUUUGAGAAUGAUGAAUUGGAAAAGUGUGAGAGAUGUAGUAGAUUACAAACUAAACAUUAUAUUGAUGUUUAUGGUGAUAAGUAUGUUUGUUUUUGUAUUAGAUAUGAAGAAGACAUGGAAGAAGAGAAACUCCCUCUUUUGCCUAGUGAGGAAAUAAGUCAUUAG